UAUCCCAUGCAUUCACCUGCUCCACCGUCCCUUUGAAGGGCAUGCCAUUUUAUGAGACGCAUCGGCUGCUGCCGAGCCUGUCGGAGCCGUUGCUGGAGGCCAGGAUUCGCUUACCAAGACGGCCUAACCUGAUCGAGAAGAGGGGAGUUACGCAGCGCCCUGAUGCUUUUUGAGUGCUGAGCACGCCUUCUGCCAUCUGUUUCCGUUCUUGUUAUUGCGCGAGGCCCUCCUGUCACCCUGUUUCUUCAACAGCACCUUCGCAUCUUGAAGAGAGCUCGGCAGACGGCGAAUUGUGCGACACCUGCCCAAAGCCGAACCUUCCGGCGGAAAGAACAAUACGGAAUAUUAAGGCGCCCUAAACGACAGGGAGAUGGCGAGCUCGGAUAGCGAUGGCCAGGCUCCUCCACGAAAGCGCUCGAGGACAAGCGCGAAUAGUGGUGAGGAUGGUGGAGCUGGUGGCAAGAAGGCAAGGGGGAGACCUAGAGUGGAUACUCAGGACGAGACGGCUGCCGAUCGCCGCCGAACACAAAUUCGACUUGCACAGCGAGCAUAUCGCCUGCGCAAGGAGACGACAAUAUCGUCGCUCAAGAACCGAAAUGCUCGACUUCAAUCUAUCAUCGAUCAAAUGAACAAGUCCUUUCUCCGCUUUAAUGAUUCUGCUCUCAAGUCGGGCAUUUUGCAGCUUCACCCCAGUCUGGCUCAAGAAUUGAAGCAUGUCACGGAAACGUUCGUCGCUUUGGCAAAAUCUGCUGCUGAAGGGGCUCAUGAGGCCGAAGAUGACUUCGGUGAUGCGACGACAGAUCCAGCUGCCGAAGUGCUUCAGGCUGGCGCUUCCACAGCAGGAGCGGCGCAGAACCACCAGACAAAUCAGGAGCCGCAGCAUAUGAAUAUCGGAUGGGGGUACACCGCGGCCAUCGAAGACGCUGCAGGGCAAACGAACUUCACAUCGACGAAAGAGACUGGAAAUCAUCUGUUCCCAUCUAUAAACUCACCGUUCGACAAGAACAACCAAAGCCUUGUGCCACUGCGGCGUCCAGUAUCUGUUGGCCAUAUAUUAGACCAAUCCACAUCCUGGACGCGCACUCCCCCAAACGAGGACCUGAAUUCGCAGCACCUUCCGUUCGGCCUUAUCGACAUCCUGAGCCAUCACGAGUACUCGCCCGGGUCCCAAAGCCCGGACAUGUACUCCGUUCACGUCCCCACCCCGGAUAUAAUACGCCUCCCGACUCCUCCAUACCUCCCUAGCCUAUCAACCAAAACGCUAACACCAACCUGGACCUACAGCCACGACGAAACCACCUUCGCCCGUAGGCUAACCCGCGCCGCCCUCGAAACCGGCUUCCACCUCCUCAGCGCCGCCAACCAGCGUCCCGCGGCGCUCAACUACGUCUUCAAGCUCUCUCUUCCGUAUAUGAGCCUCAACGCCCUACGCGAGCGCUUUAAAAUGCUACUAGCGCGCGGCACAGACGAAGAGCUCGACUGUUGGGAAACGCCCUUCAUCCACCUCGGCGGGGCCGGAACCCAUUAUCCACGAAAAGACGCAAAAGGCAACGAGGUCGCUAUUCCGAACUCCUGGACUGUCCGCAGAAUAGGACCUAUUUCGGCGAAGAUGGUUCGCGCUGAGAACUCGGCGGAUCCGUCGCAGAGUCAUGAUUUGAAUAUCGACCUUACCGGGUUUGAGGGAGAGUGGUUCGAUGCAUAUGACGUGGAGGGGUAUCUGCAGCAGGAGAAGGGGUGUAAGAUUGAUCCGAAGGAUUCAUUCGCCGAGGUUUUAAUCGACGAAGACCACGAACCUACGUCGAACGAUGCCAAUGAUUUUGUCUUCGCGCAUCGAGCUUUGAAGUUCAAUUACUCGCAUAUACACAAGACUCCAAGCACGUCUAGCUCCAGCAACAGUUGCAGCCUUACGACGGCUACGUCGUCAACGAACUCAACGCCUGUCACUGACACCACGACCAUCAGCAGCGGUCACAACAACGUAGACAAUAUCUUCGCACCACCUGAUGCACCCUUUGGUCUGGAUAUGGGCAUCAAUCUCCCCACUAGUAGCACCGACCUCCCUGUGGACUUCCCUAAAUUCCCCGACAUCGACCCAACCACAUUCUUUGACCAACCCCUCGGUCUCGAUCUCGCACCUGGCUUCGAUGCGCCCUUCCCCUCCGCCACUUCCUUUGCCGACGUGAACUUCGGCAACACCUCUGUCGACAUGGGCACUCUAGGACUGGACCUUAUGGGUGGAGAGACGAGACAGUUGCCUGUUAUUAGGCAGCGGAAGAAGAAGCCGGCCUGGGUUGACGUGUCGAAGCUUAUUGAUGAAAUUAUCAAGCAUGGUGUCUGUCUGGGAAGGUCACCCGGGUUCCGGAAGAAGGAUGUCGAUAUGGCGUUUCAGGCUGCUUUGAUCACGGCAUUCUAAGGCUUCGAAUGGCCGGAACAUGUAUGGUUGUUUAAUGGGUGCUCAAGGCGCGACACUAUCAUCAUAGGGAUGGAUCACAGACAUUGUAUCACGCUAUCGCGAUAACGGCCUCAAGAUCACUUUGCUAGCGAGCAAACUGCUGUGAUAAAGAAAAUCAUCUCCUUUUCUGGAGGAAGCCGUCACGUCAUUUGUGCAAGCAAGCCUGUAUUCGCCAUACCGACGGGGCAUGGCGGGAAUGAGCGAAAGAGUAGGUAAGGCACGUUACCGCCAGUUCACUCACUUUAGAAUGGAG
Messenger RNA from Trematosphaeria pertusa, 2705 nucleotides. RefSeq lists its product as uncharacterized. The coding region runs from base 371 to 2413 and encodes 680 amino acids. Gene Ontology annotation, biological process: regulation of DNA-templated transcription. Lineage: Eukaryota; Fungi; Ascomycota; Dothideomycetes; Pleosporales; Trematosphaeriaceae. The record is from RefSeq and is a predicted model, not a curated record. Gene Ontology annotation, molecular function: DNA-binding transcription factor activity. The transcript is spliced from 3 exons.